AGCCCUUCUCUGAUUGGCCAACAGUCCUGCCAAUCAUCCUUACGCUCUGUACCCGCUUAUGUUACUGCAGGUGCAAAGCUGGACUCUUGGCUAGCCGCUGCUGGGAAGCCGAGGAUAAAACACACCGUUAACGAUGGCGUCUGCAAAUGCCACAUACGGACAGAAGGAGUCCUCGGACCAGAACUUUGACUACAUGUUUAAAAUCCUCAUCAUUGGCAACAGCAGCGUAGGAAAGACUUCCUUUCUUUUCCGCUACGCGGACGACUCCUUCACGCCAGCCUUCGUCAGCACGGUGGGCAUCGACUUCAAGGUGAAGACCAUCUACAGGAACGACAAAAGGAUAAAGCUGCAGAUAUGGGACACUGCUGGCCAGGAGCGCUACAGGACAAUCACAACAGCUUACUACAGGGGAGCCAUGGGAUUCAUCCUCAUGUAUGACAUCACCAACGAGGAGUCCUUCAACGCCGUCCAGGACUGGUCGACCCAGAUCAAGACCUACUCGUGGGACAAUGCCCAGGUCCUCUUGGUGGGCAACAAGUGUGAUAUGGAGGAUGAACGAGUGGUGGCCUCAGAGAGGGGCCGACAGCUGUCAGAACAGCUGGGUUUCGAGCAUUUUCAAGCAAGUGCUAAAGAUAACAUUAACGUGAAGCAGACCUUUGAGCGGCUGGUGGACAUCAUCUGUGAGCGGAUGUCAGACAGUUUGGACAACAACGACCCAAAUGUCACUGGCACUAAACAGGGACCGCAGCUCAGUGAGCAGCCGCAGAGGUCCCAUCAGGAUUGUGCUUGCUAAACAUGACCCCCCCCCCCCCUCCCCCCAUACACACACACACACACACACAGAUUCUUUCUGCCGUCCUAAGGUCCACACUACUUUUUUUUAGGUUUUACUUCCACUUUCGGUUUCUUCGUAUUUGCACAUUUACACAACCUGAAGCCCCCCCCGCCCCUCUAUCUACGGGAAGAGCAUUGUCCACAUCUCAGUCAUACAGAGAUUGUGUGUCUGUGCUAACUUAGUCAGGGGGUUGAAAAACAAUUAACAGCGGUACAAUCCCCUUUCUUACUUGAACACGUUUACACACACACACACACACACACACAUGCUCAAUCCUUCUCUUAACAUACUUAUAAGAGACCAGUGACGGCUGAGACUCCAUCAUUCCUUGUUGACGUGUGCGAUUGAGGUUUUACUAUUAAAGAAUGUGGAUCCUCCAAUUUAAAGGCCCCGCUCAGCACACCUCAAACCUAUAUGGAUACAACUUUGUUUUACUUUUAUUCCCAUUGAAAAUAUACAUUCUUUGCUGUGGAUACUGUUUUUUUCGUUUUUAUAUACACAUAUUUUGGGGUUUGUUGGGUGUAGGGUGAAACCACUGGCUCUGGUCAGUGCUGUGAUUGACUUUCUACAAAUGGUUGCGGUCAGAGUUUGACGUCCCCAUGGGGUCAUUUAAAAAAACUAAACGUUUUUCUUCUAAUUUUAGGAAUAAAUGUAAGAAUAGCAAAAGCCUUGUACAUUGAUUUGCUGGUCAGGUUGUUGUUAUUCAUUUCUUUUAGUGUAAUUGGAUGGCAGUAUUUUUUUUAUUUCGCAUAGUCUCACCAAAUUGAGAAGAGUGUAUAAAUGUUUAAACAAUAUACAUGCAUUCAAAAAUGAUUAAAUAAUAUUUAUACAUAAAUAGGUAUAUUAUACAAUAGUAAUUUAGGACAAUGGGUUGCUACUUGUGUUUUAGUGAGCAUGAUGUUGUUUUUAACCGUUUCUGGUGGAUUGGACGGUUAUUUGUAUGAGCUACUGUCUGUAUUGUCUUGGAGUUUCCGUACUUUGAGGUACCAAAUGGGGCUAAAGGUUUCACACGUUAAGCCCACAACCCCAUUCUCAUUGUAUUAACUUUAACUUUAACUCACUCCAUCCAAUGUGCAACACACUCUGUAGAGAGGCAUGUGAUUCAAUGUGACCACUGUCAUACCAGAGACCUCUCCUGCAACUUCAGAUGGAAGGUAUUUCCAUCUCUACAUUAUGGGGGAACCUUAUGUUUUAAAGCAUGUUAAAUGUCAAAUGUGUGUGUUCUCUCCCUCUGAUGUUACUGUUUGUCUGCUUGUGUAAUACAGUACAAAACCUUAUAUAAGUCAUGCAAGGCAUGCUGCAAUAUGUUCACCAAUUAAGUUAUUUCAAAAUAGAGAUUUAUUUUGCAUAUUUAUAACCUAAUCUACUUUUUAAGAUAAUUUUCUUCCUAGGUUAUGCAUCACGGGCUGCACUGUACUUUUUAAGGAGAUGUUCAAUAGUAUUCGAUUAUUUAAACUCUGCCAGCUUUGAAGUUUCCAGUUUAAAAAUGGUUUAUCUCAGCACAGCUUUGGAGGGAAGUUGGUUUGUUUUGUUGUUAUUUAGCUUCCAAGACUUGGUGGUGUAAAAGCAGAUUGUUCUCUCAGAGCAAUAGUCUUCCUUUCCCUCCGCACCCAAAAUGAGCAAUCCACUACGGAGGGCGUGUAACGUACGUGAGAGAAUAUACGGUUUCUGUAAAGGCGUGAAUUGUUCUUUUCGAAGACAUCUCAACAUGUUCAAAGCCCAAGAGGGUGUCUGUUAGACUUUAGUGGGACUUGCACCAACACGUGUUGUAAUGCUUUCCUACUCUGUGCACCAGCGUUGAACGAGGGCAAACGGUUGGGGAAGUAAAGUGAAUACUCUGAACGCUGAUUCUUACUUCGUUGUUUGAUUUUUUGUUACUUUACUUACUUAUUUAUUGUGUUUUACUGCUGGUGAUUUAGGGACACUUCGCAAUGCUGUUCAACUCCUUUUUUCCUGCCUCCCAUGUCUCAUGUAAAUAGAAAACUUUCUGCCUGUCGGGUGUUGGUUGUGUGAAUUGUGCUGUAUUUCCGUAUUGACAGAUUUGCUAAAGUGGGGAAAUUAAAAAAAAAUCUAAAAGCCA
Molecule: messenger RNA, 2915 nt
Organism: Gasterosteus aculeatus aculeatus (three-spined stickleback)
Lineage: Eukaryota; Metazoa; Chordata; Actinopteri; Perciformes; Gasterosteidae
Gene: rab3aa
Product: RAB3A, member RAS oncogene family, a
Molecular function (GO): GTPase activity; GTP binding
Source: RefSeq, a predicted model, not a curated record